AGGGCCACGCCCACUGUGCCCAGCCCAGUGAGUGCGCUGCGGUCCCACAACCAGCGCCCAGACCAACUAAGGGACGGACUGAGGGGGGCCAUCCGGGGCAGAAGUGGAUCAGCAGCGCCCCCUAGAGGCCAGGCCCUCUGCAGGCGAGGGACCCGCAGUUAUCGUACACUGCAAGGACACACUCCGUCCCUUCCCUUCACCCCCGCCCCAUGGGGACUCACCACUGCGCCUGCGCAGGUUCUGCUCUGCCCCGCCUCCUAACCGGACGUGGACUGACUUCCCACAGUGCCUCGCGAGUGGCGGGCAUGAUAACACCACCAGCAGAGUAGCGCGGACUUCAGUUGUGAUUACCCGUGGUGUUCAUUGCCGCUGUGGCCGGGCCAUUGCUUUGUCGGCCGGUGAGAUGGCGCUCCUCCGGGGUGUGUGGGGCAUGCUGAGGGUCCUGGGAAGGUCUGGAGCAGAGCUGUGCGGCUGUGGAAAUAGUCUGCGCUCACCCUUCAGUUUUGUGUAUGUUCCGAAAUGGUUUUCAUCUACCAUGAAUGGAUAUCCAAAGAAACCAAUGAAUUCAUUCCUUCGAUAUACUAGAGAAAAGAUGAAUAUAUUCAGAGCUGAAUACCCAGAAUUAAAAGUUGCAGAACUAGCGAAAAGAAUUGGAGAGCAGUGGAGGGAACUUCCUGAUGCUGAGAAAAAAAUCUAUGAAGAUGCUUAUAAGGAAGAGUGGAAGGCAUACAAAGAAGAGGUGAACAGAAUCCGUAAAGCACUAACUCCAGCUGAAUUGGCAGAAAGAAAUCUACAAGGACUUUAUAAAAGGAAACGAAUAAUAAAAAAGAAAGAAUUAUUAAUGCUUGGAAAACCAAAAAAAGCUCGCACAGCUUAUAACAUUUUUCUAUCUGAAUACCUUUCAACCAGUGAAGGUGCUACAAACCAGGAAAAAUGGAAGUCUGCAAAUGAAAACUGGAAAAAUUUGUCUAGUUCUCAAAAACUCGUAUAUGAACAACUUGCUAAAGAUGAUAAAAUACGUUAUGCUAAUGAAAUAAGAUCUUGGGAAGAACAAAUGAUUGAAAAUGGACGAAGUGAUCUUGUACGUUCCAGGCCACACCACCGAAACAGGAUCACAUGGGCAAAGAAAGACUAAUUUGUGCUCCCAGUGGAUAGGCAGAAGAACAAUUAGGUUUCAAUAUCAGAAAAUGUUGUGAAAUUAGGAAGAAUAAUGUUGGUAAACACUUUGUAUUCGUUUACUUUUUCUUUUGCUCCUGGACUGUUGCCAUUUGAAGAUAUUUUGUGUAUUUUGAAAACCCAAACAGAUGAAAGUUCAUACAGAAUUUUAUUUUGUAUUUAAGAAGUACUGGUGGUCAGAAUAAUUCAUGGGAAUGUACAGUGAAAUCAUUUUACUUUUAAUAAGGUAGAUCAGUCUGUGAAAUUUUUUUUUGCCAGAUAACAAUUAUGGAAAUAUUCAUAUACUUUAUAUUAUAUAUAUAGACAGAGGUUUUUUCAAAAUGGUCACAAAUUGUGGAAGCCACACUGUACCUUUGGAAAAAAGGAACCAGAGGCUAGGUGUGGUGUCUCACACCUGUAAUCCCAGCAGUCAGGAGGCCUAGGCAGGAGUAUUGCUGCAAGUUCAACUCCAGCCUGAAUUAUAGCGCAAGAUGCUUUCUUAAAACAACAAAAGAGGAACCGGAGCCCUGUGUGGUGGUGCAUAUUUACAGUCCAGCACUCAA
Molecule: messenger RNA, 1718 nt
Organism: Fukomys damarensis (Damara mole-rat)
Lineage: Eukaryota; Metazoa; Chordata; Mammalia; Rodentia; Bathyergidae
Gene: Tfam
Product: transcription factor A, mitochondrial
Exons: 7
Coding region: 404-1135 (243 amino acids)
Molecular function (GO): transcription cis-regulatory region binding
Source: RefSeq, a predicted model, not a curated record